Messenger RNA from Saccostrea cuccullata (small rock oyster), 4477 nucleotides. RefSeq names its product tyrosine-protein kinase transmembrane receptor Ror2-like. The record is from RefSeq and is a predicted model, not a curated record. Gene Ontology annotation, biological process: cell surface receptor protein tyrosine kinase signaling pathway; positive regulation of kinase activity; positive regulation of neuron projection development. Gene Ontology annotation, cellular component: plasma membrane; signaling receptor complex. The transcript is spliced from 15 exons. The coding region runs from base 63 to 3437 and encodes 1124 amino acids. Gene Ontology annotation, molecular function: ATP binding; transmembrane receptor protein tyrosine kinase activity; Wnt-protein binding. NCBI's taxonomy places the organism in Eukaryota, Metazoa, Mollusca, Bivalvia, Ostreida, Ostreidae.
CGAAAAUAAUCCCGGUUUGAUUCAUAUGUUUGGAUUCGUUGAUCUGACGGUCAGUUGAUAACAUGUUGCCAGAGAAGCUGGUCUUUGAAACGCCAUGCAAGCAAGGUGCUUUGCGAGCUGUUAGAUUCAAUUGUGAUGGAAACUACUGUUUGACAUGUGGGAGUGACAAAUCAGUAAAGUUGUGGAAUCCCCACAGGAAUCUACUGUUAAAAACUUACCAAGUACAUGCUUAUGAGGUUCUUGACGCCCAGGCUUCCAGUGAUAACAGCCAGAUCUGUUCCUGUGGCAUGGACAAAUAUGUGUGUGUUACAGACGUGGCCACUGGAAAGUCACUCAGAAAGUACAGAGGACAUGCAAGUACUGUUAAUUGUGUAAAAUAUAAUGAAGAAUCCUCUGUGAUAUUGUCUGGAUCAACAGACAACUCUGUCAGGAUUUGGGACUGUAAAAGCAGAAAACUGGAACCCCUUCAGAUUUUGGAUGAAGCCAAGGACAGUGUGACCUCUAUACAAGUGUCUGACCACGAGAUUCUGACAGGCUCUGCUGAUGGUUACUUCAGACGGUACGACCUCAGGACGGGAAAAAUGCAUGCGGACUUCUUAGGAAAAGCUGUUUCUUCGGUGAGCUUUACAAAGGAUGGACAGUGUGUUCUAGCAAGCACCUUGGAUGACACCAUAAAACUGAUGGAUAAAGAGACAGGGGAAAUGUUAAAUGAGUUUACAGGCCACAAAAAUCACAACUAUAAGAUAGACAGCACACUGAAUUGUCAGGACACUCAUGUUAUAAGUGGAUCAGAAGACGGCAAGGUGUACUACUGGGACCUAGUGGAGUGGGUGCCGAAUAGGAUAUGGUCAUCCGAUAUGUACCUGAAUGGUGGGAAACUUGGAGAGAGACAUAAACAGUGGGAUGUAAAUAACAAAUUCAAGUUUAAGAAGUCUCCUAAGAAUGCGACAGUAGAGGAGGAUCAGAGACAUGCCUUCCACUGCAGCAUAAAGCGGUCCACAGGCUGUAAGAGAAAACAUGUCAAGGUCAAGUGGUACCACAAUGGCAUCAAGCUCAAGAAGAGGGGAAGGAGUACCAAUUUCCGAUUAAAGAGUUCCGGAGCUGUACUUCUCUUUAACAACAUCAAGGUUGAAAAUCGUGGGGAGUACUACUGCAUCGUCAACUGUGGGUGCUGCAAUGGUACCACAGGCAGGGCCAAGUCAGAAAAGGCAUACCUCAAAGUGGAAGUUCCUGUAAGGUUUACGGAGAAGCACCCUAUAAGUCGCUAUGUGCAGUAUGGGGUCCGUCUACAACUAGAGUGUAAGUUAGAGGGGAUCCCUGCGCCCGAGUUAGAAUGGCUGGAUAAAAAUGACACAGUGCUGAAUUCCUUAGAAACCAGUGGUCUGACAAUCACCUUUGCCAGGCCUCAAAAGGGAUUCCUGGUUCAGCGCAACUCUACACUGCGCAUUCAGGCAGUCACCACUAAUCUGACCUUCAAAUGUCGGGGCAGGAACCACCUGACCAGUGGUCCACACACGAUCACAAGAGAGGCCCAAGUGGUGGUUGUUACACCACAAAACCAUAACAGAGUGAGUCCAGCCCCAACUAGGCCCCGUGGAACCUGUGCCCCUUACAAUGGAACAAUCUGUAAGGAUGUCCUGCAGAAUGGUGUGGUAUUCUUCAAUGCUUCAUACGGUAAUCCGUCUGUGGAUCAGGAGUCUCAGGUCCGCGAGCUGAUAAAGGGAGUCCUAUCCUCCAUUGUCAGGAAACCCGCCUGUAAGGACGCCGCCCUCAAGGUCUUCUGUCACUUCGCUUUUCCUGGAUGUCAGGAAGAAGCAGGGAAGAUAGAGCCCAUUCAUCUGUGCAAGGAGAGCUGUUUAGCUGUAAAGGACCUGCUGUGCUUCGACCAAUGGAACGAAAUGAGUGCGACUAGAAAAAGUCCAACUCCUCUCCCAGACUGUAAGCUAUUGGUCGGCAAAUAUGACAAUGGCUCACAGUGUAUUGAUGGAAAAAUAUUUCACAAAGACCCAAGUCAGGUUACAAAUAAGUGCUAUGUAGGAACAGGCCAGUGGUACAAUGGGACGGUCAAUGUUACCAAGUCCGGGACGGCCUGUCAGCCGUGGGACAGCCAGCAUCCUCACUCCCAUCUCCGUCCCCCGUCAGUGUUCCCCAGCCUACAGGGAGCAGAAAACUACUGCCGAAACCCAGGAUCAGAGGAGGACAAGCCUUGGUGCUAUACAGUCGACAAACUGCAGAGAUGGGAACUCUGCGAUAUCCCCAAAUGUCAUGAAGAGGUCAUACCUCAGGCUACACUGCCGGAAACUCAGAACUACACAGUUGCCAUCAUCAUCAUCAUCAUUGUUAUAGCACUGGUCGUCUUUGUCUCUAUCCUCAUGGCUGUUCUCUGUUGUCAAAUCUCCAGGCAACGGAAACAGGUUAAGUAUAACAGCACCCCACAGGAUGACCUUGACAUUGACAUCGGCAAACUGCCCCAAAAUUCUUGUUACCAUAAACUGUCAGAGUGUUCUAAAAUUAACCCUAAACUUCAAAAUAUGGAGUACCCGAGAAAUGAUAUUGUGUACAUCAGGGAUAUUGGACAGGGGGCCUUUGGUAGAGUGUUCAAAGCUAAAGCACCCAAUAUCAUCAACAACCAAUCAGAAUCCUUGAUUGCAGUGAAAAUGUUGAAAGAAGAUGCUUCGGAGGAGUUGCUGCAAGAUUUUCAGCGAGAGGCAUCAUUGAUGGUAGAGUUUGACCAUCCAAAUAUAGUGAAACUGUUGGGAGUUUGUGCAAUUGGUAAUCCAAUGUGUUUACUAUUUGAAUAUAUGAAAAAGGGGGACUUGAAUGAAUUUCUCCGUCUCAACAGCUGUGACAAUUACAUUAUAAGGCGGCACAGCAUGGACAUCUAUUCUGAGCAGAAGCCUUCAUUAAAUACUUCUGAUCAGUUAUAUAUUGCAAAACAGAUAGCUUGUGGGAUGGUGUAUCUGUCAGAAAAGGGCUAUGUGCACCGUGACUUGGCAACCAGAAAUUGUUUGGUGGGAGAUGAUCUGGAAGUGAAAAUUUCAGACUUUGGACUGGCAAGAAGCAUCCAUUCAUUAGAGUAUUAUCGUGGAAGUGAACAUGAUGCCAUACCAAUUCGAUGGAUGCCUCCAGAAUCUAUUCUUUACAAUAAAUUUGCAGUUCAUUCAGAUGUGUGGUCUUUUGGUGUUCUGCUUUGGGAACUUUUUUCCUUUGCUCUUCAGCCUUAUUAUGGCAUGACACAUGAAGAGGUGGUUCAGUUUGUAAAAGAUGGAAAGGUGCUAGCUUGUCCUGAAAAUACCCCCAAACAAGUGUAUGACUUAAUGAAAAUGUGCUGGAACUCCAAACCUGUUUCUCGGCCCUCAUUCCAGACUCUGCUCAAGUCUCUCAACUCACUCUAUGAAGAUUACCAAAGAAAAAAAGUGUUGAGUGAACUUGUUUAGCAUUCCAGAAGAAUGCCAACACAAACUUUGUAUCUUGGUAUGAAUACAGGCAGCAUUUUCUCUUCCAUUUAAACAAAUUGAGUGAUUGUGGACAUGGUGUACCAUUAAUUAUACUGCCAAAGUCUCAUCUCUCAGCGUACCUGUCAUAAUCAGAGGGGGGGAUGAUGCUUUCAUUUCUUCCACCUGCUGUGAUUAGCUCAGUGAUUCGUUGAUGUAUCAGGGGCCAAUACUCUUUGUUUUAAGAUACCAUUUUUCUAAGGGACAUCAUACGAGUCCUGUAAACUGUAUAUACCUGAUGAAAAGAAACCAAACUUUGUGCCAAUUAUUUACAAAUGUUUCAAAGAUAUGUGUUACUUUAUAUUGGAUGUAGUAAUCUAAUAUGUAACAUGUAUAUAAACAUGAGAGUACUUCAUUUGAAAGUAGUAUAGUUUAUGCAUUGCAUGUAAAACUAAUGUACAUACAGAAAAAAACAUUUUUAAUGUUAGGCUGUGUGUUGUAAUACAUCUUGAGAGCUCUUCUCCUUGAUUCGUGUGCUUACACCAUAUUUAUGAUAUUUUUUACUCUUGAUUUAUAUUAAGAUACACCUCUCAGCUGCUGAAAUGUCGGAUCCCCUGGUAUUGCUGGCAGCCUGGGUGCUGCCUUAUCUUUGUCCCUUUAUCUGAGCUGCCGCUGCUACUGAUGUUGGAGGGAUUUUGGAGCGACUCCUAUCUGAUUACUGCGACUCGCGGCAAGCAGGGUUUAAGGAUCAAAUUUCUGAUAAGAUGAAAUAAGGCUAUUUCUUUAUAUCCAGUAUUAAUUCCGACAUAUCUUUGAAAGAUCUUAUGUUCUGGGUUAUCAUUUUAUUUAAUUUUUAAUUUAGGUCAAAAAUAAAUGCUAGUGCGGAUAAGGUUAUUUGUGACUGAAUUUUUUGUAGUCGAAAUAAAUUAUCCUUACUCUGAGAAACUAGUCAUAUAUAAAGUUAUGUACGUUAACUGUACAUAGGUGUGAUUAUUAAUUGUUUACAAUGGCACUUCUUUUAUUUAAAAUUAUAUUUUUGUGUU